Molecule: messenger RNA, 792 nt
Organism: Copidosoma floridanum
Lineage: Eukaryota; Metazoa; Arthropoda; Insecta; Hymenoptera; Encyrtidae
Gene: Pfdn2
Product: prefoldin 2
Biological process (GO): protein folding
Cellular component (GO): prefoldin complex
Source: RefSeq, a predicted model, not a curated record
AUUGCGUGCAAAGGCCCAUCCACAGGUCUUAACAAAUCAUAGAUCAUUUGAACUGGAACCUUUAAUUUAAUAAUGCAUCGAAAUCUAUAUCCAACAAGAAUACUCAUACUUAAUGAAAUAAAAUUAAUAGAAAGAUUAGUCAUAAGUAUUUAAAUACUGUCUUUCGUAGAGAUUAGUAAUCUUCUUAAAGUUUUACUGAUUUCUAUAACAGUUUGUCAUAUUGUUUUAAGUUAGUGAAACGGACAAUGAGUGUUAAAUCAAAUCAAGAAUCAUAUGCAGGAUUUCAAACUUUAAGAAAUGAGCAACGUAUCAUGAUAAGCAAAAUAUCCGAAAUGGAAGCAGAGUUGAAUGAACACAAGAUUGUGAUCGACACAUUGAAAAACAUUAAUCCUACAAGGAAGUGCUACAGAAUGAUUGGGGGAAUCUUAUGUGAACGGACAGUCGAAGAAAUAAUGCCUGCCUUAAUUUCAAAUAAAGAACAGUUGACUAAAGUCAUUAAAAGCUUAAACGAUCAAUUAUCAAAAAAGGGUACAGAAAUAAAUGAGUACAAAGAAAAACACCAUAUUUGUAUCAAAGGCCAAGAUAUCAUCGGUAAACAAGAAGGAUCAAAUGAAUCUAAGAGAAAUGCUAUUGUUGUAAAUCCAAUCUAACAUUUAAUAAAAAUACUAUUUAUAAAGUAAUUUGAAUAAUAUAUUUGUUUUGAUUAACUGCAAAAUAUGGCUCUAAUAGUUAACGUACUCUAGUCCUUAAAAGAUGAUUAUUACGAUAUGUAUGCACGUUUGAAAAAUACCU